CCUGAGCUUCACCGACCGGGCUCUCCACCGCCUUCUGACAGCCAGCAAUGACCCCUCGUACGAUUCUCGCUUCCGUGCUGCUUCUCGCGUCCAUGGCAUGGGCUUGGGGUGAGACACCGAUCCAGGUCGCACGAAGAGCUCGCUCGCUCCUCUCCUCGCCGUCCAUCUAUGGCGUGGCGAUUCUCUCAAGCACGUACCACGACGACUACGAGCCUGCUUGGCUGCGGGGUAUGGUCAGUAGCGGUGCAGAGUACUUUGCGCCCUGCUAUGACAACGGAGACCUGCUCAUGCUUGCUCUGCCCGUAUCGCAGAACUGGAGAAAUGCACUGACGAGCAAGGGCAAGAAUGCGACGCUGAGCAUCACGUCGAAUGCGGACCCGUCCGUGCCGGAUCCCCGCUUCCACAAGCCGGGCCACGGCGCUUCGUGGGACCCCGAGCGGCCCGCGUGGAGGCGCGGCAUGCCGGGCAAGCAGCGUCUGACGCUCUAUGGCCACAUCGAAGUUCUCACGGUCAAGGAGGAUGACGAGACGUCGGAGCUGGCCAAGUGCUUCGUCGAGCAUCACAAGGACGCAAGCCACUGGACGCCCGGGUCGAGCGACUCGCCGCACUUUGCCGAGUGGACGCGCUUCAACGUCGAUGGGGUCUACCGUGUCGGCGGCUUCGGAGACGAGAGCAGCAUUGGCUGGAUCGACCUGGAUGAUUGGAGGAGAGAAGGAGGCCAUCCCGAGGACGAGCAGCGGGCACCCGUCCAGCCCCUCUCCCGGCCUGGCUCGGCCUCUGUGGAGACACUCUUCACCGAGAAUGGAGAAUCGGCUGCCAAUACGCCGCCUCUGCGCUUCCAAAGACCAUCCCUGUAGCUCUCUUCUUCUUCCACUGUCAUCUUUGAGCCCACGCAUGGCCUUCCUUCCUUCAAUCUCAUACCAUUCGGGCUGUC
This is a messenger RNA of Acaromyces ingoldii, 934 nucleotides long. RefSeq lists its product as hypothetical. The record is from RefSeq and is a predicted model, not a curated record. NCBI's taxonomy places the organism in Eukaryota, Fungi, Basidiomycota, Exobasidiomycetes, Exobasidiales, Cryptobasidiaceae. The transcript has 3 exons. Bases 48 to 857 code for a protein of 269 amino acids.